AUAUCUUUCUUCUUCUUUUUAACACAUUCUGUUGUCUCACCCAAAACCUAUAUAAGGACUCUUAAACCCUAAAACCCAGGAAGAGCAAUUUGUCGGAGUAGAAUACUCGCGGGGGACUUUGACAGCGGACGGUGGAGUAUAUUUGAUAGGCGGCAAACACUCACACCACAAUCCUAACCUUCUCUAAUUAACUUAAUGGUUUUUGUUUUCUUUUAAAUUUUAUUUUUCUCUUUCUAAUAUUUCAUUGUUCAGUUUAUAUACAAGUUUUUCAGCUUCAAAUGGCUAUUGACGGUAGUUUCAACCUUCAUUCUUCGCUUCGGAGACUUCUUGAUCGUUGUCCAAACCUCCAGUGUUUUCCGCAGUUUGAGUCCCUCUUACAGAGGGGAGAGGUGACAGAAGAGGAAGUUGUUAAUGAGCUAGGAGGGGUGUUUCUGCACCCGAGUUAUACAAUUCCAUUGAUGGGCUGUUUCCGACCGAUUGCUCAACAAAUUGUAGAUAAAGCUGUUGCUUUGCUUUCUCUUGUGCCAAAUUUCAGUUCUAUUCCCGAGGACCCUGCUUGUGAGGAUGAUCGUGACAGUGUUUUGGUUGGGGUCGUGAAUAUCAUAGAAUUUUAUAGUCAACAGGGAAGGGGUCUGGACCUUCAUGAGCGUGCCUGUCAAGCUUUCUGUCGUGCUCUUGACAUGGGUCCUUUUCUGUUGAGUUCUAUAUUAAGCUAUUUCAAUUUUGCUCCUGCUCCAUUUGAAAGAUUUUCACUGAAACAAGUUAUGGUUGAGACCCAUGAACUGCGUGUUGCACGAAUAUCAUACCGUUUCCUUCUAAUGGAAAGUGAAAUUUUCUCAAAGCUUUGGGACUGGUCUUGUUUUCUUGACCUCGUAAAAGAAUCAUGCAAAUCAGAUCUUAAAUGGUGUGGGGUGCAGGUAUUGAGCGUUCUGCUCAAAUUAGGCUAUAAAGCCACUGAAAACCUAAACGUUGGGGCUGAAGAAGCUUUUUCUUGUCAAUUGCGCUGGGUAGAGUUCUGUCAGGACACGUCACUAGAGAAAGUUGGUUGCUAUGUCAAGCCAAUAGCAGACUAUGUGUCCAGUUCCCCAGAUAGAACCAUGGUUUUGAGUAAUGAGAACUGUUUAAAAUCCUCUGGCUUUAAUUAUCAGUCGGUUAGUUCACCAAAACAUUCAAAGAGGCAACGACUUGCCAAAAGGGAUAGGGAUAGGGAUGAUAUAUCAAUGAGUAAUACAUUUGUAUUGACCCCAACGGUGAAGAAAAGUUAUCACACAGUUCUUUUGGCCAUCAGUCAGAAGUCGCCUGUUCUUUUAUACGGCCCCACUGGUUCUGGAAAAUCGGCUCUCAUUGCCAAGCUGGCUCAGGAUAGUGGAAAUCGAGUUCUAUCCAUCCAGAUGGAUGACCAAAUUGAUGGUAGAACAUUGGUUGGAGCUUAUGUAUGUACAGAUAGGCCUGGGGAGUUUAGAUGGCAGCCUGGGUCACUUACCCAGGCUGUGCAGAAAGGGUUGUGGAUUGUUUUUGAGGAUAUCAACAAAGCACCAUCUGAUUUGCACUCCAUAUUAGUGCCUUUAUUGGAAGGGGCUGGUUCAUUUGCAACAGGACACCGGGAGGAAGUAAGGGUGGCUGAAUCUUUUAGAAUUUUUUCAACUAUUGCUGUUUCUAAGCUUGACACAUUUGAGAGUGCAGGUCAAAAUUCAUUUUGGGUCUUUUGGAGAAGAGUGAUGGUUCCGCCUCUUGAUAAUAGAGACUUGCAAGAUAUACUUAAAGUGAGGUAUCCGGAUCUGGAGCUUCACGUUAGCCAACUCAUAGAAACCUUUGAAAGGGUAAACAAUAUUUCCAUGCUUCAAUUUGUGGGUUUCCACCCAGGAAGUUCUACUUCUGGUUACUGUCCCUGCAGGUUCUCAUUAAGGGAUCUCCUUAAAUGGUGCAAAAGGAUUGCGGGUUUAGGAUUUACCCUUGAUCGUAGCCUAUCUGAAAACGGGGUGUAUAAGGAGGCUGUUGACAUAUUUGCAUCCUCUUCGUCUUCAAUUGAAAACCGUUUGUCAGUAAUGAAAGAGAUUGCUGAGUUGUGGAAAUUACCUGUCUCUGCUGCUGAGACCUUGUAUCCCUUAGAGAAACCUAUAAUUCAGGAUUCUAUAACAUCUUUAACAAUAGGCCGAGUUUCCCUGCAGUACACUGAAAAACCUUUACAACAACAUAAAAGACCUUUUGUUGAGAUUCGUAGUUCUUUGCAUGUUUUGGAGCGGAUAGCACGUUCUGUCGAGUAUAAUGAGCCUGUACUCUUGGUUGGAGAAACUGGUACUGGGAAGACUACCAUUGUCCAAAAUUUGGCUUUAAGGCUUGGCCAAAAGCUUACAGUUUUUAAUCUUAGUCAGCAAAGUGAUGUUGCUGACUUACUAGGGGGUUUUAAGCCUAUGGAUGCUCAGUCUGUCUACUUGUCCCUCUAUAAAGAGUUCAAUGAACUGUUUGCAGAGACAUUUUCAGUAAAGAAUAAUGGACGCUUUCUUACUCAUCUAGAAAGUCAUCUAAAGAAGUUUUUGAUUGAUAAGAAUGGGCAAGAUCUGUUGGAAGUAUUGCGAAGAGCAGUUCGAAAGGUAUUUGAGAAUAUUCAACCUGAAUCUUCCAAAAGGCCAUUAGAAGAACAAAUAAUCCAAUCACGGGAGGCAGUUGAGCUUAUUCAACCUGAAUCUUCCAAAAAGCGUGAAAGGCCAUUAGAAAUAAUCCAAUCUUGGGACAGAUUUCGCAUAAAACUGGAUAAUGUCUGUCCAAGUAAUCCUUCUUCAACGAGGAUGUUUUCUUUUGUCGAAGGAAGUUUUGUUACUGCACUUAGAAAGGGUGAGUGGAUUUUGCUUGAUGAGGUGAAUUUGGCUCCUCCAGAAACCUUGCAAAGAAUUGUUGGUGUUCUAGAAGGGGAACAUGGUGUGCUAUGUUUAGCUGAAAGAGGUGAUACAGAUUAUAUACAUCGCCAUCCAGAUUUCCGUAUAUUUGCCUGCAUGAAUCCAGCAACAGAUGCAGGGAAGCGGGAUUUGCCCUUCUCUUUAAGGAGUAGAUUUACUGAGUAUUUUGUCGAUGAUGUUUUGAAUGAUGAGGAUUUAAGUCUAUUUAUUAGUCAAUUCAUUAAUAGUGGCUACAUGGAUCAACAGUUGGUUAAUAAAAUUGUUUCUUUCUAUAAAGAAGCAAAAAAGGAAUCUGAAGAGAGGUUGCAAGAUGGUGCCAACCAGAAACCUCAGUACAGUUUAAGGUCCCUUUAUCGUGCUAUGGAGUAUAUGCAGAGGACAAAAACAAAAUUUGGAUUGCAAAAGGCAUUAUAUGAUGGGUUUAAUAUGUUUUUUGUCUCUUUGUUGGAUGGAUCUAGUGCUGAAAUUAUGAGGCAAAAAAUAUCAUCUCUUCUGUUAGGAGGUCAUAUGCCUCCACAUGUACCUCUUUCCCAAUAUUUAGAGGACUCCAUAUCCGAUGGAUCUUCAGGGAACUAUGUUCAAACUAAAUCUGUACAGGAGCAUCUUGGCAAUUUGGCGCGUGCUGUUCUAAUGAGAUAUCCCAUCCUCUUACAAGGUCCCACAUCCAGUGGGAAAACUAGCCUUGUUCGGUAUCUUGCUGCAAUAACUGGUCAUGAUUUUGUAAGAAUCAACAAUCAUGAACAUACUGAUUUGCAAGAGUAUCUUGGUUCUUAUAUAACUGGCACUACUGGAAAGCUUGUUUUUAAUGAAGGUGUUUUGGUUAAAGCUGUAAGAAAUGGUCACUGGAUUGUACUUGACGAGCUUAAUUUGGCUCCAUCUGAUGUGUUGGAGGCAUUGAACCGAUUGCUUGAUGAUAACAGAGAACUUUUUGUUCCUGAGCUGCAAGAAAGAAUUCGAGCUCAUCCAAAAUUUAGGCUUUUUGCUACUCAAAAUCCGCCUACACUUUAUGGUGGCCGCAAAAUGUUGUCCCGGGCAUUUCGUAAUCGUUUUGUUGAGAUUCAUGUUGGUGAAAUUCCAGACAAUGAGCUCAGCAAAAUACUGGAGGAUAGAUGUAAAAUCUAUGUAGGUCAUGCUGAAAAAAUGGUUGAAGUGAUGAAGGAUCUUCGAUUGCACAGACAGAGUAGCCGGGUCUUUGCUGGCAAACAUGGAUUUAUAACACCUCGAGACUUGUUUCGUUGGGCUGAUCGUGCCCAGAGAUUUGGUAACUCUAAUGAAGAUUUGGCCAAAGAUGGCUACUAUCUUUUGGCAGAAAGGCUACGGGACGAGGAUGAGAAGUCUGUCGUUCAAGAAAUUCUGGAAAAGUACUUUCGGGUUAAACUGAAUAUAAAAAGUUUGUAUGAACAGAUAUCAUGUAGAGACAACUCUUCCAAUUUGUUAGUUGGCUUUGGAGGUUCAGAUGGUCUAGAAAGUGUACUCUUGACCAAAGGUAUGCAGAGGUUGUACUUCCUCGUGGAACGCUGCUAUAACUUACGUGAGCCUGUACUGCUUGUUGGAGAAACAGGUGGAGGAAAGACUACCGUGUGCCAGUUAUUAAGUGCUUGUUUGCAGAUAAAAUUACGCACCUUGAAUUGCCAUCAAUAUACGGAAACAUCUGAUUUUAUUGGGGGAUUCCGUCCUACACGAGAGAGAUCUGCAUUAAUUUCUGGGUAUAAAGAGAUAAUUGAAAAGUUGAAGAAACUAAAGACUUGUACAUACUUUCAUAAGGGCCUUUCUUCUGACAUCAAGGAUGCUUCUUCAACUCUUAAUCUGCUGAGUGAUAGGAUAAGGAAAUUUAAAGAAGGUCAAGUUUGUUUGGAUAUCAGCAGAGAACUUAAGGAUCUUGAGCAAAUUAAGUGUGAUCUCAAUGGCUUGCAUCAAAAGUGGCAGAGCAUAUUUGUGUGGCAGGAUGGUCCUCUCGUAGAAGCAAUGAGAGAUGGUGACCUUUUUCUUGUGGAUGAAAUAUCAUUGGCUGAUGAUAGUGUACUUGAGAGAUUGAAUAGUGUGUUGGAACCAGAAAGGAUGCUAUCUUUGGCUGAAAAAGGAGGGACCGAUCUUGAGAAGGUUACUGCACAUUCAAAUUUUUUUGUUCUGGCAACAAUGAAUCCCGGUGGUGAUUACGGGAAGAAGGAGUUAUCUCCAGCACUACGCAAUCGAUUUACAGAGAUAUGGGUUCCCCCGGUUAAUGAUCUAGAUGAGCUUCAAGGCAUUGCUCUGAAAAGAAUUUCCAAGUUUAAAGUUACUGGCAGCUUAUGUCCUGAAUGUCAAGAAAGACUCUCACUAAUUGUUGAUGCUAUGAUAAGGUUUUUUGAGUGGUUCAAUAACUUGCAUCCAGGAAGAAUGCUUACAGUGAGAGAUCUCAUUUCUUGGGUUGACUUUUUCAUUACAAUGGAAACAAGCUUAGGACCAGAGCAUGCACUUCUUCAUGGACUAUUUCUUGUUUUGCUUGAUGGCUUAAGUCUAGGGACAGGACUUUCCAAAAGGGAUGCUGCUGAGCUAAGGGAGAGAUGUCUUUCCUUUCUUUUACAAAAGCUAAGGCUCCAGAUGGAAAAAGUUGUAAAUAUUGACUGGCCAGAGCUUUCAAGAAUGGGAAACUACGGUUGGGGUGAAUUUGGUUCCACUAUGGAUGUGCAACACAGUAACAAUACACAACACGAUGAUUUAUUUGGCAUUGAUCCAUUCUAUAUCAAUAAAGGUAAUGGCAUUGUUGAGGAUGGUGGGUUUGAAUUCAUGGCGCCUACUACCUGCAGGAAUGCCUUGAGAGUUUUGCGGGCUAUGCAGCUUCCAAAGCCUGUUUUACUUGAAGGUAGCCCAGGUGUAGGGAAAACUAGUUUAAUCAUUGCCUUGGGAAACUGUUCUGGGCACAAAGUGGUACGAAUAAACUUUUCAGAGCAGACUGAUAUGAUGGAUCUGUUAGGGUCUGAUUUACCAGUUGAAAGUGAUGAGGGAAUGAAGUUUUCUUGGUCUGAUGGGAUACUAUUGCAGGCACUGAAGGAAGGUUGUUGGGUUUUGCUGGACGAACUUAAUCUUGCUCCACAAUCUGUUUUAGAAGGGUUGAAUGCUAUACUGGACCAUAGAGCUGAGGUGUUUAUACCGGAGUUGGGAAAUACUUUUAAAUGUCCAUCAUCAUUUAGAGUUUUUGCUUGCCAGAAUCCAUCACAUCAAGGUGGGGGCCGAAAAGGCCUUCCAAAGUCAUUCCUAAAUCGAUUUACAAAGGUAUAUGUUGAUGAGUUAGUUCAGGAAGACUACCUAUCCAUCUGCGAAACAAAAUUUCCGACCAUCUCUCAAACAUUACUCUCAAAGUUAGUCUUAUUCAAUAAAAGAAUGCAUGAAGACACUACAGUAAAUCAAAAGUUUGCCAAGGAUGGCUUUCCAUGGGAGUUCAAUCUUCGUGAUAUAUUUCGGUCUUGUGAGAUAAUUCAAGGUGCACCGAAGCACUCUGGAUUGUAUUCCUUCGUGAACACUGUUUAUAUUCAGAGAAUGCGUACAGCAGCUGAUCGCAAGGAAGUCUUACGAGUUUUCAAGGAGGUAUUUGAGGUGACACUGCCUAUAAAUCUAUAUCCCCGUGUUCAACUGAACUCAGAACAUUUAAUUGUGGGCAAUGCUACUAUUAAGAGGAAUCAUGUCCAAUUAACUACACCCUCAAGCAAACAGCUCCUGAUUCUGCCUGAAAUUCGACAGAGUUUGGAAGCUGCUGCUCAAUGUGUAGAGCGUCAAUGGUUAUGCAUCUUGACUGGGCCAUCGUGUUCUGGGAAAACUUCACUGAUAAGAUUACUAGCUAACCUAACAGGAAAUAUGCUGAAUGAAAUUAAUCUUUCAUCUGCAACAGAUAUAUCUGAACUAUUGGGAUCUUUUGAACAGUAUGAUGCCUUGCGUAAUUUUUUCAAUGUAGUUGGUCAAAUUGAGCGCUAUGUUAAUGAGUUCAUUAGUUUGCAACUGGAGGCUUCAAAGGAUGCAAUUUUCAGGGAAACCGAUUUCUAUACCAGAUGGAUUGCUUUCCUCUCUAGCUUUAAAUUUGAGAGCUUGUUAUCUUCUGCUACAAAUUAUCUUGAUGACCAGAAGAAAAUAGUAUGUUCCCUUAGUUUGUUCGUUGAACAACUAAAGUUGCAGAUAGAAAGGAGUUCUCUUCCUCUAUCCUACUCUUUAAAGGAACUUGAUUUUGUAUCGAAGGCAGUUUUAAAGAUGAAAGAUGAUAAAAACAGCGCUGUUUCAACCAAAUUUGUAUGGGUUACAGGACUGUUGAUCAAGGCUAUUGAGCAAGGGGAAUGGAUUGUGUUGGAGAAUGCAAAUCUAUGUAAUCCCACGGUCCUUGAUAGAAUUAACUCAUUGGUGGAACCUUGUGGAUCGAUCACGGUGAAUGAGCGUGGAGCUGUUGAUGGAAAGCCAUUGGUUAUUCAUCCACACCCUAAUUUCCGCAUGUUCCUCACAGUGAAUCCACAGUACGGUGAAGUUUCUCGAGCAAUGCGUAAUAGGGGAGUUGAAAUAUUUAUGCUCCAGCCAUAUUGGGCAUUAGAUGAUAUGAGUGGAUACAAUGGUGAGGACAUUGAACUNAGAGAUGUCAGGAGGUUUCUUGUUUUAUUGGGUAUUCCGAUUGCUCAAUUGGUUGAUUCAAUGGCUACAGCCCACAUUUAUGCUAAAAAGGAAGGUUNGAAGCUUAAUNAUCGCAUUACAUAUCUUGAACUCUCACAUUGGGUUCAUCUGUUUCUGCAGCUUCUUAGGAAUGGUUGUUGUCCUAUUUGGAGUCUACAAAUAAGUUGGGAGCAUAUAUAUCUCUCCUCAUUGGGUGCUGAGGGAGAGAAAAUAGUCAAUUUAGCCAAAACUGAAUAUUUAUCUGUUCCUAAUUUUGCUGGGUAUGACGUUUUGACAGUGUGUCCUUUGAGUUUAAGGGAUUUUGUAUAUUACUCUAAAGAAGCUUCUAUCAAACAGAACUGCAUGUAUCUGGAAUCACUGGGAACUCAGAUUGCAUCUCAUCAAUAUCAAAAUGAUCGUAAGAGGAAGUCAACAGCUUCUUUGCUAACUUCCAGUGAACAUGUGAGGGCGAAUAUGAUGGAUUUGAUGACUUUACGUGAACUUAUGUAUCCUAAGGCUUCAAAUGUGAAAAUUUCUGACUAUGAAAGGGAGUAUAAAUUUGAUUCAGAGUUGACAAAGAAGAUGCUAUUCUUUUCUGCCAAUUGGGCAAUUGAACAAGCUACCAAAAGUGAUUUAAAGUUCUAUCUUCUAAGGUUUAAGUGGUUCAGUUCUUUCUGCAAGUUCUUUCAUGACUUUGUCAAACUGAUUGAACAGAUGAUGGAACAUCCUAUUUGGGAGUAUAUUUCAUGCCGUGAUGAACUAGAUGUUGAUUUGCAGUUAAUACCAUUGUUGUCACUUGAUAUAGUUAAUUUGGCUCCAUCAAAUAGCAAAACUAAAUAUCUCUGUAAUGCUAUUAUUUGCUUUGAUCCUCUAAGGCUAACAUUCCAGCAACGGAAUAUUGAGAGCCAACAUAGUUUUAAUGAAAAAGCCAGUCGCUUCAUUCCACUUUUGAAGUCCCUUUAUGUUUUGCAAGAUGAAAUACUUUACAAAUUUGUUUCAGCAUCUAAGCUAAUUGAGGACCAGUCUUUUGAUUAUAAAAUACAGUUAUACUGCAGCCUCAUCGAGGACCAUGUUUUAUUUUGGCGAUACUUGGUUUCUUUGAAGUUUGAUCCUUUGAAGUUUGAUCAGUUUGAUCAUUUGGAGUUUGAUCAGUUGAAGUUUGAUCAGAUGAUAAUUUCUUGGCACUCUUUGGUGAAAGGUGCUCAAAAGUUUAUAGAUAUCUGUCCUGAAGCAGUUGAUGAUUUUUUGAUGGAGAGCAAAAAAUUGAAGUUCUCUUUUUCGGAAGAACCCUUACUAUGGAUUCAUGGUGGUCACCCAUUUUUGCCCUCUUCUUCUGAUUUACACGAUCAACAUCAUCAGAUUUUGAAAUUUGUUGAAACAAUUUGGCCAAGAAAGACAGGACCCAAAUACCAAGGAAAUUUGAGCAGGCAUCUUGUUGAUGUUGUUGCAUCAUUUGAUCAUGAUCUCCGCAUCCUCAUUAUGCAAGAUGUGUCAAACUCAUCAUUCUUAAUGGUGAAAUGGAGUCAUGAGGAUGGUAUCCAUAAUUUUCAGAAGUUGGAGAAGACGCAUCAGGUGCUGCUAAGAAGGUUUGAACAUGAAAAACAGAAGUUGCAGUUGAAUUCAGGAUCCAAAGACAGUUCAUCUUUUGUUGAAUAUUCAACUGCUUGUUGUUCAUUCUCACGUGAAAUGUUGUGCCAAAAGUCUGCAUUUGAGGCCUGGCAGGAUACGUUCCCUCCAGUUGAUUAUGCCAGUUUAUUUUGGGACAUGGAGUUACUGCAGAAACUUACAUCAAUUCAUUUGGAUGAUCUUGAAGGAUUGCACCAAGCUGUGNGAUNUCUAUCAGACCUUUUGGACUNUGCUUUGNAGUUUUCNUUGAGUUUCUCAUCAAGGCCUCCACAAAUGUUUGUGCCACACCAGAAGAUAUUGUGGACCCUUAAUGCAUGGGCUUCAGUGGAUGCAGUGAAUUUGAAAAUUGCAAGUUUUAUUCUGGAGAUGUGGUUUAAGUGGCAUGAAACUGUGUGGGUAUGGUUCCCUAAAUUUAAUAAGAACUUUGUGAAGAUUGAUGGCUUUGGUACAACUGCACUUCCCCACAUGCUCAUUGAGCCUUCCAGUGCAUCAACUGUGUUGCAGAUCACGCAAAGCACACAUGCUAUCAAGGAAUCUUGGGUGCAAUGUCUCAAGUGUAGAGUUACCUUGUUCAAUCUGUGGCAUUGUUCUCAUCAUGGAACACAUCUACCUAAAUUUCUUUUAUCUGCUGCUCGCUCUCUUUUCCAGCAGAUUAUUUAUGCUCACAGAAAAUCAUUUGAUGCUGAUCAGUUUGCUAGAAUUAAAUCUACUUUUUCUUCUUCUGAGAAGAAUGCACUUACGGAAGAAAGCAUCUAUAUUCUGAGCUCUCUUGUUGCUUCAUCGAGACAUCAAAGGUUGAAAAAAUCCGUUCAGAAGUUCAUUGUUCCACUGCUUAGAGAGCUGUAUCUUCAGACUAAUGCUGCCGAUUUCAACUUUACUAUUGGUUGUGCAUGGGCGCACAUUGGAGCAUUGCGCAUUCACCUAUUGCUUAGCUGUAGUGAAAUUGACCCCACCAUGAAGUACUAUUGCAAGUACUCUCAGCUCAUGGAAACAAUAUCAACACUUGAACUUGAAAUUCAGGUGCGGAAAGAGUGUGGCUAUUUUGCUGGACAGUUUUUAACACACGAGUCUGACAAAAGAAAAACACAAAGGUUGGAACAGUUGCAGGCAGAGCAUCGGAUGCUAGAAGAAAAGAUUGUGUUUCGUGCUGAACCAUUGAAAUACAAGAACUUAGUGAAGGAAUGUGAUGACUUUCUUAAACAAGUUGAUGGUUUGGAAGCUUUGCUUAGUAGGAGUACUGCCCAGGACUUACAGCAGAUUGUUGACCAUGCUUGUGGCUGGCAGGAAACAGCUACAUGUUUUAUUGAUAGAUUAAUGGAUGAGUACGCCGCAUACAUUGACAUUAUUCAACCAAUUCAGGUUGCUGUGUAUGAGAUGAAAUUAGGAUUGUCACUGAUUCUGUCAAGUGACAGAAUCAACGAGGAAAUGAUGUACACACUUAUGCGCUUCCCUCGGGCUGCUUCAUUUAACUUCAUUUCUGUUAAUGACAUUGAGUUGAACUUGCACCCUGCAUACAGUUUUGACUCUUUUUUGGAAGAUAUGGAUUUGAUGGGAAGGCUUGUUACACUUUCAAGUGGUGUUGCUGGUGAUAAGAUGGUAUCUGUGGUGCAAAAUAGAGCUGCUAUCUAUUGGAGCUGUGUUCAAAUUGCACAUCGUAUUGCUAAUGCUAAAAUAAUUGAUAAUAAGUCUUACAUGCUCUUGCACAAGAUAUUUGACGAGUUGGCCAGGCUUUGGUUGAAUACAAAAUCUCACACAAAGUCAAAGAGUGAUUUUGAUGCUCAACAGUACAAGUUUAGACCUCGAGCUUUUCAAAUUGAGAGUAUUAUUGAUGUUGAAUUACCCCCACUUGCAAAUUCAUUUGCCCCUGAGACAUUUUCUGAAUGGAAGGAAUUUUCUUCCGAUGAAAAUUCUGCUGACAAAAUGGUAUCCUCUGAGGAAUGUUUCACAUUGGAUGAAGAAUGGAAGCAGCUGGAAGAGUCUAUCCUCAGUCAUGUGGUUCUCAUUCACAAUCAGAUAUUUGGGUCAAGUGAUCUAGUCCAGACUCCUGGAAAUUUUGAAGUUUCUGAUGAAGAUCGGUUGCAUUCCUUUACAAACUCAUAUUCUUUGGGCAUUGAUUUAAUCAAAGGUGUCCACUCCAUAGAUUUGGCCAGUUUAGAUACUAAACUCAUGCCAGAACAUUUAUUUUAUCUCUGUUUGGACUACAGAAAGAAGUACCUUCUGUCUCACAAAUCUGCUACUAGAUACAAUUUUUAUAAGGAUUCAAAUGCUCCUGAAAUGGUACACAUGUUGAAAGUACUUGAACCUCUCCAACAGCAGAUUCUUCCGCAUAUAAAUGAGUGGGAAGAUCAUAAUGAUCUUCAAAAAAUUUUGGAUGUAAUUGACAUGCUCUUGACUCUCCCAUCAGAUACUCCUUUAGCGAAGACUUUUUCAGGGUUGCAGUUUUUACUUCACAAAGCUGAAAUUAUGCAAGAAAAUGGUUCAAAGUUCCCCCUUGCAAAUCAACUCAAAUCUGNUAAUGAUCUGUUGUCAUCAUGGCAAAAGAUGGAACUAAAUUCUUGGCCUGCUUUGCUUGAUGAGGUGAUGGAUCAGUAUGAGAAUAGUGCAGCCAAAUUGUGGUUUCCUCUGUAUUCUGUGCUUCCACCAAACUCUUGCGAAAUAUCAAUUAUCGAAAGCCUUGAGGACUUCAUACAUACGUCCAGUAUUGGGGAAUUCAAGAAACGUCUUCAGCUUCUCUUUGCUUUCCUUGGUCAAAAUCAUAUCAAAGCAUCUUUGGAAAUUAAUUCCAGUUCUGGUCGGUUGGAACAGUCAACAUUCUUGUACAAUAUCUUUGGAUUUUAUGUGCAGUUCUUACCAAUAGUAUUGAAGUACAUUGAUGCUAGUAGGAAAGAGGUUGGUAUUGAACUAAAUAAACUAGUGANACUAUGUCAGUGGGAGCAUGGCAAGAGUCAUUUGUCAUUUGAAAGCAUGAAAAAGAGUCGGCAGAAGCUUAGAAAGCUUAUACAAAAAUAUACUGACGUCUUGCAAGAACCCGUGUCUAUUUUCCUUAACCAAGAAGGUGCACAAAGAGGAGCAAAAUCACAAUCUUUUCAUAAUCAUAAGCCCACUUAUGAUGUUACGAGCAAGGGUUUGGUUGAUGGUUCUUUUGAUUUGACAUUUUUCAGUGAAAACAGGUUCAUGUGGUUUGAGAACUUUGAUGGGGGAGUAGACCGUGCUUUUCAGGACUUGUUGCUUAAGAAAACAUCAGUAUUGGAUAUUAUUCCUUUACAUAAGAAAGAAAUUAAAAGCAUAUUUAGGCCAUGUCGUGAUUCCCAACGUACACUUUGCCUGAAAGGAUGGAAAGCUGUUUGGCAUAUGAUUGAAAAAAUAUAUACCACCGCAGUUGACUAUGGUAAUCUUUUGAAGGAAGAGAAAAAGGGUCAAGGGAAGAGGAGAGCUUUGUCUGAGCUUCUUAAGCUUUUAGAAAGCAAUGGAUUGUCUCGACACAAAUCAGCUUAUACAGGAGACCAGCAUAAAACUUGGUGGUUCCUUCAGCUUUCUGAGAACAUAUCGUAUUUACUCCCAACCAGCAGUAGAUUAGAGUGUGUAACCCCAGGAAUUCCUGAAGUUGAAAAUAAGAGUAUUGAAGAAGAAAGUUUGCUUAUGGAGUGGAAAACUGCCACUGAUUAUUACUACAAGAGUGUUGUCUCUGUGCUGCUUAUGCAGCAGAUGUGCCUCAAUCCACAUAAAGAUAUAACUCUUCAACAGGUUGACAGUUCUAGUUCUUUCCUCAAUCAACUUAUCCAGAUACAACAGAAGCAACUGACUGCUGCCAGUGCAUUCAACCAACAAUUGAAAUGCUUUAGAGAACGUGUUUCUACUCUGGGGAAAUUGUUUUCAAUUUCCUCCACCGAUAAUGAAAAAAAUUAUAUUUGUUCUAUUAUUCCCAAACAGGAUGCUACUUAUAAGUGCAUGUGGCAACAAAAACAAUUGUUUGAUGCUCUUUAUGCUACAUCACAAGAAGAAUUGCUUUUACUGAGAAUAUUAGAAAGUAGCCAUUUAAACACUUGCAAUAGAGUGAGACCCUUAGUCAGUCGGAUGAUUGCUUUGAUUGAAGAAUUUUUACCGUCGUUCAGUAAAUCAAAGGAUUCAUUGGAUUGUUACCUAAUUGGGAGGUCCAAAGCUGUGACUGCAGUGACUUCUUUCUUGCAUCCUUGCAUUGUUACUCAAGAAAUGAAGCUGCUGGUUUCUAAAAACUUCAAGACCAUUCGGAAUUUUGAGGAUCGUUUUCUCAAACUACAGCAGCAAGAUUUUCAUAGGAGUACAGUUAGAGAAGUUCUGAUCCAACAUUUUCUAGAAAUAACUGACAAGGCAAAAUUAAUCGAGGGUGAGUUUAAAACAGCAAUACAGGGAAAUUUUGGUGAAAAAGGUCUAUCUGGAGAUAUAUUUUGUAAAAGAAACUCUGUGGAGCUUAAUGCCAGGUUCAAUGAAGCCCUUAUGUCUAUAUAUCAGCGUCUUGCAUCUGUAUUGCAGAGUUUAUGUUUUCCAAGCAAUAUUCCUAUGGUUGAUGAGUCCAUGGAAAAAAUUGUUUCAUGUGAAUCACUAUUUGAGUCAUUUGUUACAAAGCUUAGCUUGGACACAUUAUGUAAGGAUCUUUGGAACGUUAUUUCUUCUGGGAAAAUGUUAGUGAAUUCUUGUGACGAUAAAAUCAGCAGUUAUUCAUCCGUUGGAGCCCAUUUUAAAAGCCUGCAUAUGUUCAUGGAUCAAUUACUAAACUUUGGUGAUGAACUCAUGAAAAAUUUCUUAGCCAUGCACAGAUCAGUAUCUGUAACAACUCAUGUUAUUGCAAAUAUUUUAGCUUCUUUAUUUUCAAAAGGUUUUGGAAUAUCUCCCGAAGACCAGGAGGAAGAUGGAACCCUUGAUACCACUGGAGAUUCAAAUGGUACAGGCAUGGGAGAGGGUGUCGGAUUAAAAGAUGUGAGUGAUCAGAUUGCUGACGAAGAUCAGUUGCUUGGAACAAGUGAACAGCAAAAUGAAAAGCAAGAUGACACAGACAAAGUGCCAAGUAGUAAUAAUACAGGGAUUGAGAUGGAGCAGGAUUUUCAGGCUGAUGCAUUGAGCCUCAGUGAAGACUCUGGAGAAGAUGAUGAUACUGAUAAUGAGGAUGGGGAACUUGAGUCUGAAAUGGGACCCACAGGGCCAGACAGAGAAGCAGUGGGUGAGAAGGUUUGUGAUAAGAAUGAAAAUGAGACUCCCAAUGAUACAAGAGAAAAGUAUGAAUCUGGACCUUCGGUUAAGGAAAGAGAUUCAGGCAACACAGAGUUAAGAGCCAAGGAUGACUCUACAGCUAAUGAACCUGCAGAUGGUAAUUGUAAUGAAGGUGAUGCUCAGGAUGAUGAAACUGUAAUACCAGAUGAUGUAGGUGAUGGAGAGAAAGAAGAUGAAGUGACAAUGGACAAAGAAACAGCGUAUUCAGAUCCUACUGGGUUGAAGCCCGAUGAGUUGGAUCAAACCUCUGACAUGGAUUUGGAUUUAAAUGAAGAUGCAGAUCUCAUGGAAGAUGCAGAACGUGAUGAGCAAGAUAAUAUAGCUGAGAAUGGAAAGGAAGAGAAGCAGGAAGAAGAGACUUGCUCCCCUGACGAAGUUAUGGAAGAGGCACAUACUGAAGUUGAUGUGAACUCUGAAAUGGAUGGUGAAGGUCAACAGAAUGCAGACAUGAACUUCACAGAACCAAAAGAGGAUAUAUUUAAACCUUCGGAAUUGAUUAAUGAGGAAGUUUUCCCUGCCGAAUUAGCAUCACAGUCCAAAUUUGAUUGGCAGACAUCUGGUUCUGAAAAUGUUGCAGCAGAGUCAAAUUUGUCUAAUAGCCAUCAUGACUCUGACUCUACUCUGUUCGGAGGUGUGCCUUCAAGUAUAUCUGAGAUGGAUUUUAAGAUGUCUGAGUCGUUAAAUGGUGGGGGAUUUGGUGAAAAUCAACCUAAAUCUCAUGAUAAUCCCCAGAGUGAGUGUUCCUUUAUUCAGGAGAAGCAUACUAAUCCUCAUCGGAGUAUAGGUGAUGCACUUGAAUAUCAGAAAGAAAGAAUUAAUGUAUCUGGUGACGCUCAGGAAGAUUUGAGUGAGAAACAAGAUGAGAUGGAAGAGGACAAUGCUGAUGAGUAUGGCUAUGUUUCUGAAUUUGAAAAGGGAACAGCUCAGGCUUUGGGACCUGCAACACUGGAGCAGGUUAAUAGAAACUUUGACGGCGACCAGCCUGAUAAAGAAUGUCAUGCUGGAGAAGAUUCAAAGUUACAGUUUGAAAAGGAAAAAUCAGAAAUGAUUUCUGUAAAUAAUUCAUCAUCAGUUACCAAAAACGAAAAAAGGGAGCAAGCGAAUCCAUCAGUCACGGAAACAUUGCGGGAUGAUGGAUCGGCACAUUCUCUUGCUAGUAGAAAUAUUGAUCUUGAGAAUCGUUUGGAAGAUUUGGUUUCUUUCAGAAGCUCAUUCAUGAGAGAUAGCACAGAUCUAAGCCAGCUUUCUCUGCACGACAAAGACUUGGGUAAAGGCCAAGAACCUUGUGAUGUACCCGAUCAUGUGAAAGAUAGUGCUGGUGCUCUCUGGAGUAGAUUCGAACUUAGCACAACAAAAUUGUAUAUUGAAUUGACUGAGCAACUGCGCCUUGUAAUGGAGCCCACUCUGGCCAGCAAACUCCAAGGGGACUAUAGAACUGGAAAAAGAAUAAAUAUGAAAAAGGUAAUUCCUUACAUAGCAAGUCAUUAUAGUAAAGAUAGAAUAUGGCUGAGGCGGACCAGACCCAACAAACGUGAUUACCAGGUUGUUAUAGCUGUUGAUGAUUCACAUAGUAUGUCAGAGAAUGGUUGUGGUGAUGUUGCUAUUGAAGCUUUGGUUACUGUAUGUCGUGCCGUUUCUCAAUUAGAAAUGGGCAGCUUGGCUGUUGCUAGUUUUGGAACAAAAGGAAACAUAAAGUUGCUGCACGACUUUGACAGGCCCUUUAGUGGAGCGGCUGGUGUUAAGGUUAGCAAGAUAAUAACUUGACUUAUAAUUUGAUUCUUUUUAUUAAAAUCAGUGCAUGUGUCUAACUCUUUGUUUGGAUGAGGAGCACAGAUGAUUUCCAAUUUGACAUUCGAACAAGAGAAUACUAUUGCUGAUGAGCCAGUUGUUGACCUAUUGAAGUACCUGACUAACAAACUGGAUACUGCAGUUGUAAAAGCACGACUUCCAUCUGGACAUAACCCACUACAACAACUAGUUUUGAUAAUUGCAGAUGGUCGGUUUCAUGAAAAGGAGAAUUUAAAACGGUGUGUUAGAGAUGUAUCAACUGGUAAUCGAAUGGUUGCUUUCUUGCUUCUUGAUAAUUCUCAGGAGUCAAUUAUGGAUAUGAAGGAAGCUUCUUUUGAGGGUGGGAAGAUGAAAUUUUCUAAGUACAUGGAUUCCUUUCCCUUUCCCUACUACAUUGUUCUGAGGAACAUUGAGGCACUGCCUAGAACUCUUGCAAACCUAUUGAGACAGUGGAUGGAGCUUAUGCAGCAUUCAACUGGUUGAGGAUCUUUAUGCUGCAAAUUCCAUUUUGGCGGAGAGCGUCUGCUCCCUAUUUAUUUUGUAUUUAGUAGUUUACAAAAUUGUACAUACAGUUCAGUGUUCAGCUGCAUCAUUCAUUUUUUCAGCAAGUGUUUACAAGAUGAUCUUUAAUAUUGUCAAAUUUAUUUAGAUAAAUCCAAGUUUAAAAGUUCUUAUAAAC
Vigna radiata var. radiata (mung bean) is the source of this 16836-nucleotide messenger RNA. Its product is annotated as midasin-like. Gene Ontology annotation, biological process: ribosomal large subunit assembly; rRNA processing. The record is from RefSeq and is a predicted model, not a curated record. Gene Ontology annotation, cellular component: nucleus; preribosome, large subunit precursor. Gene Ontology annotation, molecular function: ATP hydrolysis activity; ATP binding. Lineage: Eukaryota; Viridiplantae; Streptophyta; Magnoliopsida; Fabales; Fabaceae.